Molecule: messenger RNA, 1251 nt
Organism: Entrophospora sp. SA101
Lineage: Eukaryota; Fungi; Glomeromycota; Glomeromycetes; Entrophosporales; Entrophosporaceae
Source: the annotation of a GenBank genome assembly
AUGAAAGCACAUCGGUCACUUGGAUUGGAACUUAAAGUUCUUCUAAAAAGGCUUUCAAAAACAAGCUAUGGUUAUUAUAAGGCAAUUGAAUUACAAAAGCUCUUGAAGGAUUGUCAUAACGAUCCAGUGAAUAUAGAAUUGUGGCAAGAACACUCUACAAAAUUAGGAAGGCUAGCUGUUGAAAAUCGAAUGAACAAACGUGAGAUCUUAACUGUUGGAAUACGUGCUGCAACUAUUGCAGUGGCAACCGAGUUUCCCAAAGAAAAAACCAAGGAAGAAAAAAUACAAGAGAAAUUCUGGACAGUAGACGAUUUUGAUGAUAACAAGGAGAAUGAUUAUGAGCCAGAUGACGCUGAUGAAAAGAUUGUCACAACAUCAAACACAUCCUUAUGUAAUCCAACUGAUGAUGAUGAAUUCACUAUGCAAGACAAGGAAUUGUUUAUGCAACGAUUUGAGACCAUGAAAAAUGAGAAAAAAUGGAAGCUCAAGACAGGGAUAUAUGUGGAAGAUAUCUUGUAUGAUUUGGGAAAGAAAUCUAAAUUUCACAACCUCAUCCAUUCCUUUAUUGUUGAUCCUGAGGACAAAUUUCUGCAAUCGGGAUUUACCACUGAUGAACUUACAGAGAUCUGCGAAACAAUGACCGUGCAAGAAGCACCUCAAAUAGAAGGUGAACUAUUGGAAUAUAUUGAUACCUUUGCAAAGACCUCCACGAAAGACAUACGUGAAGCACUAUAUGCUUCUCACCCCAGACUUUGUCAUGAUUAUAAUCCUCUCGUCAAUUUCGCUUAUGAACAUGUGAGGACAACAGUUACUGAUUGGGUCCGUUUGUUAGAAAUGCACCCAAACCCGCUUACACAACAAGAUUUACCAGAAAGUUGGUUUCGGAUUAAUGUCUGGAGAACCGUCGACAUUGCUUUCUCAGAUACGCCUUUUGUAUUUUUCGUUGGAAAGAAAGAUGAUGGUUACGUACAAACAUUUGGCUUGAGACCAAUCAAAUGGGCAGCAUCUGAGGCUGGAUCUAAAUGGGAGGGUGAACAAGGUACAAAACUCAUAAAGGAACAUGGUUUGAGUUUGCCAAAAACUUUGAAAGACAUCUUCAUAUCUCUUGCACAUAAGGUUAACUUUUCUGAAGAGAAGAUACGCAAGAUUAAUGUUCCAGGAUUUGUUCAUUCAGAACCAUGUGAGAUAUAUGCAGAUAUCACACAAUUUAGUAAUACGUUGGAUGCUCUAGUUACCAUCAUUUAUGCCAAG